Sphenostylis stenocarpa is the source of this 1038-nucleotide messenger RNA. Lineage: Eukaryota; Viridiplantae; Streptophyta; Magnoliopsida; Fabales; Fabaceae. The record is from the annotation of a GenBank genome assembly.
AUGGAGUAUCAAGCUUUUGGAAGGGCCCAGAGACCAAAAGGGGUUAUCAUAAAGCAGGCAUUGAAGGUGAUGCUAGUUUUGGCUGUUGGUGCAUGGAUGUUAUAUCAGAUCCAGCAAUCAAGAAAUGACAGAGAGAACUAUAACGAUGAAACCAAGUUUGUUCGAGGGAAUGAUGCUAUAUUGUUAGGGCGUAAAGGGAUUCUAUCACGGUUAGAUGAAAUAGAUUUUCCUGACUCAGGAAAUAUAGAUUCUGCAGGAGAAGAGUCAAAUAGUGGCAGGGAUGAUGAAUCUGAAUCAUCUGAUGGAGCCAAGGAAGAUAAGGCUGGAGAAGAGUUUGGACAUAUCAAAGAGAAAUUCGGCACAGGAGAAAGAAAAGAAGUGGAACUUGAACCACAAAGUCAAUCUGAGGUAUCAUCCGAAAAUCAAUACAAAGAUUCAUUCAAAACAACAGCUGGAAAGGUUGGUAUAGAAUCAAGGAGAAAUGAGUCACGUCAAAAAGGGCACGGCAAUGAGAAAUACCCAAAGAGAUCAAUAGUAAAUGAUUAUAAAAUUAAUGGCAAAGAAAAAGAAGUACAACUCAGGAAACAGCUAAAUGUUGUGCAUGUUAGACAGAAUGCUAUAUUAGAUUUCUCAGAAAAGGAGAAUGACGGAGAUGAAGGGCAUAGAAUUAGAGACAAGGAAACCGGGAUACAGAAAAAUGUGGUAGAGGGUGCCACAAGUGCCGAAGUGACAGAGGAAAUAGAUGAGGUCCCAAGCUUUCAUGACGCGAAUGGUGUCCCACCUGAUGUUAAUGAAACUGAAAUAGUGUUUGGUCAGGCACACAUCGUGCAUGAAGAAAACCUUUCAAAUGUUAGUAAAGGAAGUUGGCUUAGAAAACACAUUUAUGAAGUCACAUAUGUAGAAGAUAACACUAUUGAAGUGAAUUUGGGAGCAUCAAAGAACGAGGCUGAUGAUGAAAUUAAUGCAGGAAAUAUUAUCACUCAUACCGAUACUUCAGGCAUCAAACACAGUUCAGAAAUCGGUGAAGCAGAUAGCUAG